Molecule: messenger RNA, 1110 nt
Organism: Brenthis ino (lesser marbled fritillary)
Lineage: Eukaryota; Metazoa; Arthropoda; Insecta; Lepidoptera; Nymphalidae
Source: the annotation of a GenBank genome assembly
AUGGAAACCCUGGUUCUGAUACCUCAGGAGUUAAGCCUGGCAUUACGGCCAGGGGGUGCUAGGGGGAAAGAGGCGUCUGUAAGCGUAUGGACAUCAACAGAGAUUCAAAGGGGUGCUUUAUUGUACCCCUUCCAAGGGACGAUAAGGAUCGACAAGCUACACGUCUACUCUUACGUCCCAGACCACGAUGUACGACAUCGGUUUGGUUUGUUUGACGAAGUCUGCACCUCAGGAGGAGUGCAAGUUAGACAUUGUAAUUGGGUUCGAUUUUUGCGAGUCUCAGAAAACUAUGGACCUCAAGUAAAUUUAAUCUGCACAAAAGUUAAAGGCGAGCCGGUAUAUGAAGCGGUGAAGCCAGUUUCCGCACACACAGAGCUGGUGGUCUACUACCUUCCUGAAAGACCUGAGGAGUUGUUUUUCGUGAGGAUGAGAAAUAAUUUGUACAGACAGACGAUGGACUCUAUAUUAGAGGAUUCACCAUUAGACCUUUCUACAUCCCUUCUAUCUCGAGUCCUUCUCCCUAUAUCUCCUCCGUCUGGUGCAGAAGAUGAACAUAAAUCAGUAUCCGGUGAUUCAUUGACUUCAUCAUCAGCGGGAUCAUCAAAUGAAUUGCUAGAAAUGACACCUAAAAUCCAAAGAAGGCCAGCAAAAUCCGAACGUGCUUUGUUACCAUGUGAAGUAUGUGGAAAGGCAUUUGACAGGCCGUCAUUAUUAAAGCGGCAUAUGAGAACGCACACUGGUGAAAAACCCCACGUCUGCAUGGUGUGUAACAAAGGGUUUAGUACAUCGAGCAGUUUAAACACACAUAGGCGGAUCCACUCGGGAGAGAAACCUCAUCAAUGUCAGCACUGCGGGAAAAGGUUUACUGCCAGCUCGAAUCUAUAUUAUCAUCGGAUGACGCAUAUAAAGGAAAAACCACAUAAAUGCAGUCUCUGCUCCAAAUCGUUUCCAACACCAGGCGACCUGAAGUCUCAUAUGUACGUGCACAGCGGAUCGUGGCCUUACAAGUGCCAUAUCUGUUCUAGAGGCUUCUCAAAACAUACAAAUCUGAAGAAUCACCUAUUUUUGCAUACCGCCAAACACCAACGUAACAGUGCGAGAGAUGCCACC